Molecule: messenger RNA, 2007 nt
Organism: Sarcophilus harrisii (Tasmanian devil)
Lineage: Eukaryota; Metazoa; Chordata; Mammalia; Dasyuromorphia; Dasyuridae
Product: protein CXorf40A
Exons: 4
Coding region: 217-738 (173 amino acids)
Source: RefSeq, a predicted model, not a curated record
GGCCCGGCCCGGUGCUCCCCGCGGCUAGCCGCCGCCCUCCCGCUGAGGCUCCGCUCCGGUUUCCUGCGCUCCCCUUCCAUAUUUAAUGUGGUCCUUGACCCUGACAAAGAAGAACAAGACAAGACUCAAAAUCAGCGUUGGAAAGAGCCUCCAAGAACAUCUUGUCCAUUGUGUAUCUGGUUAGGUAUCCUUUUCUGGGCAAAAGACUAAUGAUAAAUGAAUCAGAGGCUUGAGAAAGAGAUGAAAUUUGGCUGUCUUUCCUUCCGGCAGCCUUACGCCGGGCUGGUCCUAAACGGAAUCAAAACGCUAGAGACUCGUUGGCGUCCUUUGCUGGCAAGCCAACAAAGCUGCACCAUUGCUAUUCACAUUGCUCAGAAAGACUGGGAAGAUGAAUCAUGGAGGUAUAUACUGGUGGAGAGGCUCGGGAUGACAAGCACUCAAAUUCAGACGUUAUUGGAUGAAGGGGAGAAAUUUGGUAGAGGAGUUAUUGCUGGGCUCGUGGACAUUGGGGAGACACUACAGUGUCCUGGAAAUCUGACUCCAGAAAAGUUGAUGAACCUGGAGAACAAAGCUGUGCUGAUCGACUUAAAACAAAAAUACCUGACCACUCUUUCAAAUCCAAGGUGGCUGUUAAAACCAAUACUUGCUAAAGGUGGCAAGGAUAUAUUUCAAGUUGAGAUCCCCAAAGAACUCAUCCCUUCAGAGGAGGGAAAUUGUUUCAUGGCUUCCCAAGAAUGAAGUUGCAGAGAACUGAGCCAAAUAUCUUUAAAGGAUAUGGUUUCCAUAUGAACCAAACUGUAAAUUCCUUUUAUUAUAUUAAUUGUUAAGGGGGGAGGAGAGGAAACCAUCAUUUCUCAAAACCAUGUCAAUGGGAUUUGUGAUUUCAAGCUAAGGCAUCCAGGAGGUAUAAAUCUUUUUCAUCCAUUGACAGUAACAUUUCAGAUCAUCUGGUCUAAUGCAGACAGUGACAUUAGCCAAUAAAUGUCAUCAUGUUACUAUUUUUAUGCCAUUUCAGUUCUCUUCAUUUCAAGACUGUAAUAAUGGGACUUUUUAAAAAAAAAGUUUUUAUUCUAUUGGGCAUGGUUUUGUGUGCUUUCCCAUGUUAACCCUAGUAAAAAUGUCAUGUGUUUUAAACAAGGUUAUUGCUUAAAUCAGGCUCUCCAUCAAAAUAGAUAUUGCCUGGGAAAGUCUUAUUUGAGAUCUAAACAAUGCCGAGAUUGAAACUAAUUUUGGUAAAAACAGUUAUUGGUCCCUCUUUCUUUUGAUAUCAUAGCAGUUUCUUGACAUGGCUUCCCUCCCCCUCUCCCUCUCCCACCAUGGAAUCUUUCCUUGUCAUAAAGUAACUGACAUAGCCAACAUUCUGACAGGGAAAGGAGAAAGGCCUUCAACUAAUCCAUUUGUGUACCAUCUACAUGUUUCAAAAUAACUUAUUAAAAACAGUUCCCCUCUCUCUCCCCACCCCAGCCAUUCUUCAGUUGGUAAAAUUGGCCAUCCUCUGAUUUUCCCCCUCUUGUCUAACAUUAGAAUACAGUGAUCUGUAAUAGAAUACUCUCACUGUCCACAUAGUCUUUAACCCCCUUAUGAUUCAUUUUAUUUUCCCUAAGGUCACCAAUUAACAAAAUGAUCACAAUCCUUGGUUAAGUGGCUUUCAAGUUUUCAUGUUGUCUGUCAUUGUUACAUCACAAUUACUGGCAGUUAGGUAUACCCUUCCUGUCAUAAUGUUAUCCCCCAGGGAGACUUCACUUGGGGAAAAAAAAAAAAAAAGAAAAACUAUUAGAAAAAUCAAUCAAGGUAGGACAUUUCUGUUAGCAUAUGCAGAAAUCUGCUUUCAUCUCUCCAAGAGAAGGAGAGAGGGACACUUAAUGACCUUUUAAAAAGUCUUUUUCUUUCUGGUUUCCUGAUUGUGUUCCAAACUCUUGUGUAUUUAUUCUCUUGUCUCCUGAAUGUAGAUAACCCAGAGCCUUCUGUCCUCAGCCCCCUUAAUAAAUCUGAGCUUUUUCAUCUGUU